AUGCCAGUGGAUAUCAAAUGUGUCCUGGUGUGCGAUGCUGUUGAUAAUGCAUGUGUAAAACUGUUGGAAGAUCACGGGAUUAAGGUUGACUACAAAUUAAGGCUGCCGCAAGAUGAGCUAAUUAAGGAAGUUAAGAAUUAUGAUGCCCUCAUAGUGCGUUCGGACACGAAAAUUACGGCGGAGAUUCUGGAGGCCGGUGCAGGCAGGGUAAAAGCGGUUGGACGUGCCGGAGCGGGUGUAGAUAACAUCAACAUUGAAGCUGCCACGGGGAACAAUGUGCUGGUACUGAAUACUCCUGGAGGAAAUUCGAUUUCGGCGUGCGAACUAACGUGCUUUCUGAUCGGAGCACUUGCACGUCCCAUCUGCCCGGCGGCAACUAGCAUGAAGGAAGACCGCUGGGAUCGGAAACUCUACUCCGGUACGGAGCUGUACGGUAAAACACUAGCUAUUCUAGGUCUCGGUCGUAUUGGACGCGAGGUAGGUGUACGCAUGAACGCAUUCGGUAUGCGCGUAAUCGGCUUUGACCCCAUCACAACUGCCGAAGAAGCAAAGGCUGCCGGUAUAGAGAAGAUGGAGCUGGAGCAGAUCUGGCCGCAGGCUGACUACAUCACCGUUCACACACCGCUCAUUCCUGCCACACGAAACCUGAUAUCAGAGACCACCCUCGCCAAAUGUCGAAAGGGCGUCCGUGUGAUCAACGUUGCUCGCGGUGGCAUCAUUGACGAGGCCGCACUGUUGACGGCACUUGAAAGUGGCCAGUGUGGUGGAGCUGCAGUUGACGUUUAUACGGAAGAACCCCCCAAAUCGGACAUCACCCGGAAGCUCAUCAAUCACCCUAAGGUGGUUGCAACGCCUCACUUGGGCGCUAGUACGUCGGAAGCGCAGGUGCGCGUCGCUGUCGAGGUGGCCGAACAAUUUAUUGCCCUCACUGGCAAAUCGGCCGUCUACACGCAGUAUGCUGGUGUCGUGAAUCGCGAGGUAUUAAAAAAUGUCUUUUAA
This is a messenger RNA of Anopheles marshallii, 999 nucleotides long. RefSeq names its product D-3-phosphoglycerate dehydrogenase. The coding region runs from base 1 to 999 and encodes 332 amino acids. The record is from RefSeq and is a predicted model, not a curated record. Gene Ontology annotation, molecular function: NAD binding; phosphoglycerate dehydrogenase activity. Lineage: Eukaryota; Metazoa; Arthropoda; Insecta; Diptera; Culicidae. The transcript is spliced from 6 exons.